AUAAUAACAGCUAAUACUUAUUGGACAUUAAUUUUAUGCUAUGAGACACUUACUAAAUACAUAAACUAAUUUAAUCCUUACCUAUGAGGAUUGGGCUGUAUUAGAAUCCAAUGAGUCAUUGAGUUGUAUUAGAAUUGUAUUAACUGCAAAUGAACAAAACAUAAAAACACUCUCAGGGAAAUUAUUUAUUGCCUUCUGUUUCAGCGCCUUCUCCUAUAGAGUCUCCGUAAGAUGAGCUUUUUGUGGAGAUAGUCGGGGGUUUGUUCUAGAUCUUCAGUUGCAGGUAAACUCAAUUGGAGUUCGUUCUUCUUAACCGAGUAUUUCUUCAUUGCCUGCAUACUGAGCUCUUACUGAUUGCUCAAUGUGUUCCUCCUGGAAGGACCAUUAUCCUUCAUUAAGGGAGGCUGCACAUUCUCUGCUACACCUCCCACUGAGCAGAAUCCAAUUUGUCUCUUCUUGCUUCAGAUGACCUGAGGCCCAACCAUUGAAAACUCAAGAGAGACUCUGAGUCAGAACCACUAGCUCCAGCCUUGUGAACAUACAGAAUACCACGAGAGAUAAUAAAUUAUAGAUUUGAGUCUUUAGUUUCACAGUGGUUUGUUAUGUAGCCAUAUAAAACCAGAACAUCAUCUUAUUUAAAGUUACAUUCCCUUUGCUGUCCUUGUAUCAUACAGCACAGGUGACAGAAGAGACUAUCUAAUAGUAAAUUAACCUAUUUGAGGUUCUAAAAAUGUUGAAUCUCUGUAUCUUUCGCAUCUGCUUUUAUCUGGAUCCCUGACCCGAUUAUAAGUUGAUCUCACAAACCUUCAAAACUCAGAAAACCAUAGACUUUUGCUGUUCUUUGCUGUUUGGGGCUUCAGUCUCUUUUACAACAUUAGAAUAAUAUCCUACCUAUUUUAUAGGAGUUCUAUGAAGAAUAAUUGAAGCAUUGGGGAUAGCUUCCCCCUACCCCCUGCAUCUGUAACAAAUGGUUCAGUGUCACGAUCGUGUGAUUCAAGGUCAUUAGAGUUGAAGCAGAAGUGGGAAACUCUAGUGUAAUAUGCUAGACAUUUAACAAUGCUUAUUUAAUAAAACCAUGCUACUGGAUAAAUGGAGGCUUAUUCAUAUUUUCCAUAUUAAAGUUUAAGAGGAAAAGAAGAAAAACAUCUUCACAUCUGCGGAUGCGUUCCUCUCAAAGAGCCCAACUUUGCCCUUCUGUAAGUGCCAGUGUUUACAGACCAACUUUUAGAAAAUUAAUGCUUGUGUCCAGGUGGAAACCAGCCUCAAAACUUGAAAAAGAGGGAAUUACUAGCGGUUUUGGAGAUUUGCUGGGACUUAUUUACACUCCUUUAAAAAGGUUCUCCCCUGUCUCUCCCAGCAAACCCCGCGCAAUUCCCACCCACUCUGCGGCACUGGAGGCAGGGGUUUCGGGAUUAUUCCGCAAGUAGCCACUAAGGGGAGCUGGACGCUGGACCGCCCUCCGAUGUUGCCAUGACUACACUGGGCGCACAGCCUUUGGAGUGAUGCGCUCGCUAAAGCAGGUGUUGGAUUGCAGCGCGCUCGCGCCUCUUCUGGGAUUGCGUGAAACCAGGGAGCUUCUCAGAAAGUCUGGGUACUAUUCCUCCGCCUCCCUCUCGGACAGCUUCCUAACCCGGCGGGGACGCACAGAGUGAAAAUGGUCCAUCAUUCAGGCUCGAUUCAGUCCUUUAAACAGCAAAAAGGUAUGAAUAUAAGCAAGAGUGAGAUAGCAAAAGAAACUUCAUUGAAACCAUCUCGGAGGUCCCUGCCAUGCCUGACCCAGGGCUAUGCUUACUCCAAGAGCCUGAGCCAGUCCACCUCACUCUUCCAGGCGGCAGAGAGUGAGUCUCAGGCUCCCACGUCUAUGACCUCCAUCUCCCCUGACAAAGGAGAGCAGGUUAAUGCCGAGGAGGAUAAAAAAGACUCUGUACUCAAGUGCUCUUUUGCUGACCUCAGUGAUUUUUGCUUAGCCCUAGGAAAAGAUAAGGAUUACUUGGAUGAAUCAGAACAUGCUAAUUAUGACCGUUCUCGGCUCAUUAAAGAUUUUGUUCCCAAAGAAAAUUCUGAAUCCAGGAGAAGAUUGCCAAAGAAUGACAUGAAUUACAUAGCAUCCAGUGGACUUCUAUUUAAAGAUGGCAAAAAGCGGAUUGAUUACAUUCUGGUUUAUAGAAAGUCAAAUAUACAAUAUGAUAAGAGAAACACAUUUGAAAAAAACCUGAGAGCAGAAGGCUUGAUGUUGGAAAAGGAGCCAGCUGUUGCAAACACUGAUAUCAUGUUUAUUAAAAUUCACAUUCCAUGGGACACGCUGUGCAAGUAUGCAGAGAGGCUGAAUAUCAGGAUGCCCUUCAGGAAAAAGUCCUAUUACACUGACCCGAGGAGCAAAUCAACGGGCAGUGUACACAAUUAUUUUAGAAGACUCAAAAAAUGGAUGUCUCAAAACCCAAUGGUUCUGGACAAGUCAGCGUUUCCAGAGCUGGAGGAGUCAGACUGCUACACCGGUCCCUUCAGCCGUGCAAGGAUUCACCACUUCAUAAUAAACAAUAAGGACACCUUCUUCAGCAAUGCUACUCGAAGCAGGAUCGUCUAUCACAUGCUGCAGCACACCAAAUACGAGAACGGAAUAUCAAAAGUGGGUAUCUGUAAACUGAUAAACAAUGGCUCCUAUAUAGCAGCUUUUCCCCCACAUGAGGGAGCCUACAAGAGCAGCCAUCCCAUCAAAACUCAUGGACCUCAGAAUAACAGGCAUCUAUUAUAUGAGCGCUGGGCACGCUGGGGAAUGUGGUACAAGCAUCAGCCCCUGGAUUUAAUCAGGCUGUAUUUUGGUGAGAAGAUUGGGCUGUACUUUGCUUGGCUGGGAUGGUAUACUGGAAUGCUGAUUCCCGCCGCACUGGUUGGCUUGUGUGUUUUUUUCUAUGGGAUAUUUACAAUGAAUGCAAGUCAAGUAAGCCAAGAAAUUUGCAAGGCUACCGAAGUCUUCAUGUGCCCUCUGUGUGACAAGAACUGCUCACUACAGAGACUCAAUGACAGCUGUAUCUAUGCCAAGGUGACAUACUUGUUCGAUAAUGGAGGAACAGUCUUCUUUGCUAUUUUUAUGGCAAUAUGGGCCACAGUCUUCCUGGAGUUUUGGAAAAGAAGAAGAAGUACUCUGACAUAUACUUGGGAUCUCAUUGAAUGGGAAGAGGAGGAGGAAACGCUCCGUCCCCAGUUCGAAGCGAAGUACUACAAGAUGGAGAGAGUGAAUCCCAUCAGUGGAAAGCCUGAGCCGCAUCAGCCUUCCUCAGACAAAGUCAGCCGUCUCCUUGUCUCUAUCUCAGGGAUAUUCUUCAUGAUCUCUUUGGUGAUCACUGCAGUGUUUGCAGUCGUGGUGUAUCGCCUGGUUGUCAUGGAGCAGUUUGCAUCAUUCAAGUGGAAUUUCAUCAAACAACACUGGCAGUUUGCAACCUCUGCAGCUGCUGUCUGUAUCAAUUUUGUAAUCAUCAUGGCCCUGAACCUUGCUUAUGAAAAAAUUGCUUACCUUCUCACUAACUUAGAAUAUCCUCGAACAGAAUCGGAAUGGGAAAACAGUUUUGCCCUGAAGAUGUUCCUCUUCCAGUUUGUCAAUUUAAACAGUUCUAUCUUCUAUAUCGCUUUCUUUUUGGGGAGAUUUGUAGGCCACCCAGGAAAUUACAACAAACUCUUUAACCGGUGGAGACUGGAGGAAUGUCAUCCGAGUGGCUGCCUAAUAGACCUCUGCCUCCAGAUGGGAGUGAUCAUGUUUUUGAAGCAAAUAUGGAACAACUUCAUGGAGCUGGGAUACCCGUUGAUCCAGAACUGGUGGUCACGACAUAAAAUCAAGCGAGGAAUACAAGAUGCUUCUAUACCUCAGUGGGAAAAUGAUUGGAAUCUGCAGCCCAUGAAUAUUCAUGGACUGAUGGAUGAAUAUUUAGAAAUGGUUUUGCAGUUUGGUUUUACCACCAUAUUUGUUGCGGCUUUUCCUCUGGCCCCUCUUUUGGCUUUGUUAAAUAAUAUCAUUGAAAUCAGGCUGGAUGCAUACAAAUUUGUCACCCAGUGGCGGAGGCCUCUGCCAGCCCGAGCAACUGACAUAGGUAUAUGGUAUGGAAUUCUUGAAGGGAUCGGUAUAUUGGCUGUGAUCACCAAUGCAUUUGUCAUUGCUAUUACAUCUGAUUACAUCCCCCGUUUUGUCUAUGAAUACAAAUAUGGCCCCUGUGCAAGACAUUUCGACUACGGUGAAAAUUGUUUAAAGGGAUAUGUCAACAACAGCCUCUCCUUUUUUGACCUGAGUGAGCUUGGUAUGGGAAAAUCGGGUUAUUGCAGAUACCGAGACUACAGAAGUCCCCCUUGGAGUUCCAGACCCUAUGAGUUCACCUUACAGUACUGGCACAUCCUCGCUGCUCGGUUGGCCUUCAUCAUCGUGUUCGAGCACCUUGUUUUUGGGAUCAAGUCAUUCAUCGCAUACCUGAUUCCAGAUGUACCAAAAAAACUGUAUGACCGAAUACGACGGGAGAAGUACUUAGUCCAAGAAAUGAUGUAUGAGGCUGAGCUAGAGCAUUUGCAACAACAACGAAGGAAAAGCGGUCAUCCUGUUCACCAUGAAUGGCCUUAGUAGACACCUUUUGCCCAGUAGGAGGAGUAAUAGCAAUUUCAAAGUCUAGGUAGAAUCCAGGAGGAAAGCAUUCCUGGCAAACCAUGUGUAUAAUAUUCUGCUUGGAAAUGCAUCACAGCCAGUUCUUGGAUUUAGAAUAUCCAAGCUUCUAGGGGGCAAAAAGAUGACUUACAACAUUAAAAAAUGGUUAGGUUGACACCGCAGGAAGCUAGGAUAUAACACACAGGGAGCUGUAUGUUUGAAGGCCUCCCCGCCUUUCAUCAGCUUUAGCAUAGUAAGGAGGUUGAUGGUGAGGUUUCUAGAGACAGAGUUCCAUGUCAAAUUUCAUAAGCCAGGCAUGACUUCAAGUAUAGUGUGGUUUUCACUCACAUUCUAAUCUGACUUUGGAACCUUAGGAUGAGUUACGAAACUCAUCAGAAAUAAUUUAAAUGAGGGAUUGCCUUCGCUGCCAGAAAUCCAUGUCCUUACUGCUUACUGGUUCAUAAGAAUUUCCCUUGUUUCUUGCUGAGAUUACGGACCUGUGCCACAGGCACUUUAUGCUGCUCUACAUUGACUAUGCAGUUGAAGAGCUGCACAUCAGUUUUAGUUGUCAAACCAAAAAUCUGAGAUUCUGAAAAGAAUACCAUUCACUAAAAUAACAGUCUAUUGCAUUCUAUUUAAAUCUGUUGUAUCACUCACAGAACCAGUUGCACUGGAAUUUUUUUUUACUAAAUGCCAAUAGAGCCACAUGCUUAUACAGUAUAUGUGUUUAUACUCAUAUCAUUUAGAGCACUACUAAUUCAUGUUUUGCCAUGGAAGUCUGUUUAUAAUAUAUUUAAUGUCCCCCUUGCUGAUUUAUUACAUCAACCCACUCAGAAUGAUUUGAAAUGCUGUAAAUAUUUUGGUUUUCCUUGUACCUUUGCACCUUGACAAUAUGUAAUACAAGUUACAGUUUAUGCAGCUCUGAGACCACUUCCACCGUAUACCGUUGUGACUUGUUUUUUCAGGAAAACAGAAGCCAGAUGCUUUUCAACUCUUUUGCUUUUCUGGCAUUGUGCACUCUUGCUCAUGAGUGAAUGAAAACAACGCAUGAAUAUAAAUUUCUAUUACUUGUAACAUUGACACAUUUUUCAAUUUUACUUUUCUUUCAUUACUGAGGGGAGUUUUUUGUUAUUUCUUUGACAGAUUGAUUUGAUUUAUUUUUGAAAACUCUCUAGAAACAAAGGCAAAUUAAGUGUGAAAGAUUUGCUUUUUUUUGUGGAGUUGCUAUUUCGGUGUCAACUUUGUAUCUUUGAGUGUGACUGUUCACAGAUGGGUGAAGUGGGCAGAUGGGACAUUGAACUACAGAACAUCUGGUGAAGGCAUAAGCUAUGGGGGCAGCAAGAGAAGAAAGAGAAGGGUUGAAUUAAGGAAAUGUAUGAUAGAAAUCAAGAACCUUUUCCUUGCAAAACAGUCCAAGCUAAUCUCAGUUUUCUUCCCCUGAGAAUAAAGUGAGAUAUAACCUACUCACUCAUUUACACAUAGAUGUGAUUAUUGUGAUUAUUAUUUGUCCAAUUAAACAAGGCAGUUAUUUCCAAAAUUCAUUAAGACCAAAUUAAACCCAACAGUAAUAAAGCUACUUCGUGUAUAUGCUAGCUUUUCUCUAGUAAGAAAAUCAUCCAGUUUCUCUUACUCAAAAUUACUUUUAUAAAUCUAACACUAAAAUUUUUAUUUAACUUUUCCUUCUUUCCUUCUAUGGAAAAGUUGUAGUCAUUGGUUGACUGUUGGUUUUGACACAAAUAUUCACUUCCUUACUUGUUUUCUGAUUCUGAGCAAGAGGAAGGACUUCAUCUUCCAAAUCUCCAUCACAUGACCUUGCCACAUGGGACUCUCCCACCAAAUUCCACAGAGGUCCUGUUUCUGCUGCCUGGGUACCAGAGCAACCUACUUUACUAACUCUACAAUGAAGCUGUAAACCCCUCCAUUUUCAUAGCAUUUGCAUUCCCUCUUCUUCUAUAUACACACGCCUGAGAAUAAAUACUCUCUGUGCCUGCUGAGGAUGUAAAUGUCAGUCAGGUGCAUAACCUGUCACUUACAUCUUCUCCAAAUAAGGGACACAGGAGCAAAGAAUCAUGACAGUGUGCACCUGGGAAUUCUUCUCUUUCUGAGUUAUUUUUUAUACACCCACCAUCAAGGUUUAAAAUUAAAUGGAUUGCCUAGAGUGAAAAAUGUGAAAAUAAAAAAUUAUUUAAAAUUACAAAGUAUAAUACCUCAAUUUAGAAAAUUCCUUCUCUAAUAUUUUUGAAAAUGAUGGAAAAUGGGAGGAACAAUGAAAAAGCAUCUGAAAUUUUCCUCUUGGGAAACAAGGCAGUAGAAUUUAGCUAUGCCUUCAUCAUGGUUAACAACAAAAUAUUGACAGUCCUUCACAGUAUGUUACUUUUAGAUCACUCUGCUUUAGUUUAAAUGCUUUGUAUCAUGGUUUUCAAAUGAAUACAAAGUCUUUCUCAAAGAUUUAUAUAGCACACACUCUUCUCAGGAAUUCUGUAUUACAUGAAUGCUGCUUAUCUAUUUUCAUAUUCUAAAUUGUUGUCUUUUCAAGCAAAUUAAUAUGUAUGUGCAUGUAGUCAACCUCGAGAAGUCGUUCAAAGCUGAAGCGCUUUCACAGUAUAGUGUGUGGGAAAUUGCCUGAGACUGUAACAGAAACAGUGUGUAAUUGUCUGAGUCUGUGCAUGCACUUUUAGAUCAAAUGCUGCUGAGUGACUGCAUGAGGUACAACUUCCAAUGCUGCACAUUCUUCCAGAACAACUCUUAGCACAAUCUGUGGUAGCACAAUUAUGGUAGAAUGAAAAGGAACUUUUUCACUCAAUAAAUUAUCAUGUGAUAUAUUUUCCUAUAAUUUGCACGUUAAAUUUACUCCUGCCUGAUUUUUAAAUAUUAUGUUGGGAUUUGUUGAGUGUGUGUGGGGAGAGGGCAUUACUCAUUCUUGAGCUCUACAUGGCAAUAGUUUCCGGUUCUUACAAGCCCUUUAUCACAUGCUUAGAAAGUUUUGACUAUUUGUCUUCUGUUAGAUUCAUUGUCAUCAUCAAGGCAUUUGCAAAUGAAAGUGCAAUGGAGUGUCAUGUUGAUCCUAAUAAUGCCUUGUGCUGGAAACAGAUGGCAGAGGAAGCUUGCUUGGUUCUGAUGAGGGUAAUAAUGCUUCUUUUUCACACUUGGGCUGGCUCUACUAAUUAUCAUCAAAAUCUCUUAAGGACAGGAAUUUUAGCACAGAUACAGUUCAUGCGGAGGAAGGAGGACAUGUAAGGGCACCAGAGCCAACUGUCAACAACAGGCUACCCAGUUGGCCAUUUGUUUUACUCGACUUGAUGGUUAAAAUUGAAAAUCCAAGCUCCCUGAUGAGUUAUUUAACUGAUAUGGCUGAAUUGAUAUGUCAAUUUGUGGCAGGUAGACAUAGGCCCAGGAUGGUGUGUGUGUGUGUGUGUGUGUGUGUGCGCUCACACACAUUGCUAGGCAUAUAUAUCUUUUGGUGUAUAAAACCAGUGAGCACUUGUUCUCUGAGAUAUGCCUGAAUCAGGCCUUCUACUCUAUUUUCUCCCAAUGACAGUGUUAUAAAGGCUUUGGAAAUAGUUGAGGUUACAUCCAAAAAACUAGUUAACAUCUUACCUCAUUUUUGGUAUUCUCAGUGUCUCAGAAACUAACCUUGGGGAUGGCCUGAAAAACCCAGCUUCUGAUAUAAGGGUGGGCAUUUCUAUUCAAAAUGAAAGAUGCCAACAACAUACAGUCCAAAGGAAAGAUUGUGCUAGCUAGGGUUUAUGUAUUUGCACUGGUGAUAAGUUAUCAUUGAUUGAAUUUGCCCUCUGGGUUCAUCU
Molecule: messenger RNA, 8424 nt
Organism: Phyllostomus discolor (pale spear-nosed bat)
Lineage: Eukaryota; Metazoa; Chordata; Mammalia; Chiroptera; Phyllostomidae
Gene: ANO3
Product: anoctamin 3
Exons: 27
Coding region: 1655-4600 (981 amino acids)
Biological process (GO): chloride transmembrane transport
Cellular component (GO): plasma membrane
Molecular function (GO): protein dimerization activity; chloride channel activity
Source: RefSeq, a predicted model, not a curated record